Molecule: messenger RNA, 1221 nt
Organism: Larimichthys crocea (large yellow croaker)
Lineage: Eukaryota; Metazoa; Chordata; Actinopteri; Sciaenidae
Gene: dck
Product: deoxycytidine kinase
Exons: 7
Coding region: 161-964 (267 amino acids)
Biological process (GO): nucleobase-containing compound metabolic process
Cellular component (GO): mitochondrion; cytoplasm
Molecular function (GO): deoxycytidine kinase activity; ATP binding
Source: RefSeq, a predicted model, not a curated record
GUGACGGGCAGCUGGAGCUUCCGGGGCGGAGACACAUCUGUGCAAAGCGCCGCUUCCUGACGGCUGUUACCGCCAAACUUUAAACAACAAGAGAGAAGGAAGCAACGCAGCAGCUGCAGCGGCUUUGAUUAACAAGAAAAGGCGAAAAGGAAAAAAGAAAAUGUCUUUUACUCCAAAGAGACCGUGUCCUGAACCACUGAACGACUCCAUGAACGACUCCAUGGAGAAGACAAUAAAGCGGAUAUCAAUCGAGGGAAACAUCGCGGCGGGCAAAUCUACCUUUGUCCGCCUUUUGGAGCAGGAGAGCGGGGACUGGGAGGUGGUACCAGAACCAAUCGCCAGAUGGUGCAAUGUCCAAACAAAAGGCAGUGACUUUGAGGAGCUGACCACAUCUCAGAGGAGUGGAGGAAACGUUUUGCAGAUGAUGUAUGAGAAACCAGAGAGGUGGGCCUACACCUUCCAGAGCUACGCCUGCAUCAGCCGGGUGCGCGCUCAGAUCCGCUCCGCCAACGGGAAGCUCCGAGAAGCGGAGAAUCCCGUGCAGUUCUUCGAGCGGUCCAUCUACAGUGACAGGUACAUUUUUGCAGCCAAUCUCUACGAGAGCGAGUGUCUGAAUGAGACAGAAUGGUCUGUGUACCAGGACUGGCAUGGCUGGCUGCACAGCCAGUUUGGCAAGAACAUCGAGUUAGACGGUAUAAUCUACCUGAGGGCUGCACCAGAGAGAUGCUUAGAGCGUUUGCACCUGAGAGGCAGAGAAGAAGAGCAAGACAUCCCCUUGGAGUAUCUGGAGAAACUGCACUUUAAGCACGAGAGCUGGCUGCAGCACAAGACUAUGAGCAUGGAGUUUGAGUAUCUAAGUGACGUGCCAGUCUUGACCAUAGACGUGAAUGAAGACUUCAAGGGGAAUAAAACCAAGUCCGCUGACAUGAUUGAGAAGGUGAAGGAGUUCUUGAGCACAUUGUAACGAUCGCUUUGUGAUGGAAAUUCUAAUCUGUGUCCAGAGGAAGAAGGAGUGGAUGUAUAUUUCUAAAAUGCCUCAACAAUGACACUUCACUUCUUUUUUUUUUUUUUAAUACUUACACUCAUUCAAAUCUCGCCCGUAGCAUUUUAAAGAAUUUUUAUCACUGUUUUCUUACAUCUGAUGUAUAUUUAUAAAUGUUUUGUGUGCACAUAGGAAUAUAUGUCCAUUCACAAAUGACAAUAAACGUGAAUGCUUUUAAA